CGCCUAAUGCCAGACAAGAUAAUAUUAUUAUAAAAGACAGAACAGUAGUUUCCUCUCUCUCUCUCUCGUACUUUUUUUCCACAGAGUUGAAUAUACUUUUGAGCUCUUUCUGGGUAGUGAGAGCACAGCUGCCAUGAGUAGUGAAGCUUCGCAAAGCAGACAAGUCUCCAUUUUUAAACUCAGAUCCGCCGCCUCUACAUGCUCGAUCCUCUCGCACCCACACGACAUAUAUAUAUUAUCAAGGGAAAUUGAGGAGGGAGAUAGAGAAGAGCAAGAUAUGGAUGGAAAAGGCAACAGAUUGGUCUUGCCAGAAGAUGGCUAUGAAUGGAGAAAAUAUGGCGAAAAGUUCAUAAAAAAUAUUGGGAAAUUCAGAAGUUACUUCAAGUGCCAAAGGAGCAAUUGUAGUGUGAAGAAGAGAGCUGAGUGGUCGGCCUCGGAGCCCGGUUCUGUUCGAGUAGUGUAUGAGGGGGUGCACACCCAUGGCUUACCGGCAUCAGAAUCUGCCUCCUCCGGCCACUCAGGGACUUCAUCUUCGACUGCCAACCAAUAUGACUUGUUGACACAAGUUCUCGGAGAUCGAUCCAUUAACUAGUACUACUUCUCUUUAAGGCAUCUUUUUCCCCUUGGAGAAAGCCUUGCCAGACUGCCAGUUAAGAACAAUGAAGGUAUAUAUAUAUAUAUAUAUAUAUAU
Messenger RNA from Alnus glutinosa, 691 nucleotides. Its product is annotated as probable WRKY transcription factor 20. The transcript is spliced from 4 exons. Gene Ontology annotation, molecular function: DNA-binding transcription factor activity; sequence-specific DNA binding. Gene Ontology annotation, biological process: regulation of DNA-templated transcription. NCBI's taxonomy places the organism in Eukaryota, Viridiplantae, Streptophyta, Magnoliopsida, Fagales, Betulaceae. The record is from RefSeq and is a predicted model, not a curated record. Bases 134 to 592 code for a protein of 152 amino acids.